UCUUGGCAACCAAAUUAGUAUAUCGGCAUUGGUUAUGAAAGUCAAAAUGUCAAAACCAUUUUGCUCCUUCCUUAAGUUUGAACUAAUAUAAGAAGGAAAACUCAAAUAACCCGAAUAUUGCGCCGUAAUCGGACGCCUCACUUGUCGCCGGCGACGGAGAUCCAAAAUGAGGGCUGUAGUUCAGCGUGUUGUUUCAGCCAGUGUAGAGGUAGAAGGGCGUAUAGUAUCAGCAAUCGGGCCGGGCUUGCUGGUUCUGGUCGGGCUUCAUGAAUCUGACGUUGACUCUGAUGCUGACUACAUAUGUCGCAAAGUGUUAAAUAUGAGAUUGUUCCCAAAUGAGGAAACUGGAAAGACAUGGGAUCUCAGUGUAGUUCAGAAGAGUUAUGAAAUUCUGUUAGUGAGCCAGUUCACACUAUAUGGGAUUUUGAAGGGAAACAAGCCAGAUUUUCAUGUUGCAAUGCCUCCUGAAAAAGCAAAACCCUUCUAUGCCUCUUUGGUUGAGAAAUUCCAGAAAGCUUACAAACAGGAUGCAGUCAAAGAUGGAAUCUUUGGAGCAAUGAUGAAGGUCAACUUGGUUAAUGAUGGUCCUGUUACGAUGCAUCUUGAUUCGGCACAACCGUCAAAAUGAGACAUGAGGCAAUUGAUUUUUUUUUUUAGCAGUUUGGAUUAUAAAUCUCAUAUUCUGAAAGGCAACGAGAAUUGUUGGGGUUAUUCAUUCAUACAUUUUUGUAACCUGAAAUCUCGAAAGGAGUUAAAAGGGGGGAAAGAAGAACAGUUUCUUCCCCUACCUUUUGGAGAAGAAAUGUAAAGAAAGUACCCAGUGGAAUUUUAUUAUUCAUACAUGAUUAUACUCCAAUCUCUUUCAUUUGGA
Nicotiana attenuata is the source of this 871-nucleotide messenger RNA. Its product is annotated as D-tyrosyl-tRNA(Tyr) deacylase. The transcript has 7 exons. The coding region runs from base 167 to 628 and encodes 153 amino acids. Gene Ontology annotation, cellular component: cytoplasm. The record is from RefSeq and is a predicted model, not a curated record. NCBI's taxonomy places the organism in Eukaryota, Viridiplantae, Streptophyta, Magnoliopsida, Solanales, Solanaceae. Gene Ontology annotation, biological process: tRNA metabolic process. Gene Ontology annotation, molecular function: D-tyrosyl-tRNA(Tyr) deacylase activity.